This is a messenger RNA of Xylona heveae TC161, 872 nucleotides long. RefSeq lists its product as hypothetical. The transcript is spliced from 4 exons. The record is from RefSeq and is a predicted model, not a curated record. The coding region runs from base 136 to 708 and encodes 190 amino acids. NCBI's taxonomy places the organism in Eukaryota, Fungi, Ascomycota, Xylonomycetes, Xylonales, Xylonaceae.
CGCUCUCUAACGCAUCUCAACAUUAUUCUUUGCGGUAUUUGUUUCCCCUUUUUCAUUCAUUAGUAUCAGGCUUUCAAAAGAAAAUAAUAAAGACUGCUUCAUUGAGCUCUCUUAUUUGGGCGCGAGUCGAACAAGAUGGCUGCUCCGGAUGCAACUACAAUCAGAGAUCUUUCUGGGACUUGGGUGAUGAACAAGACUCUCUCGGAUGAUCCUGAUCCUAUUCUGCAACUGCAAGGCAUUGGCUGGUUCCUCCGCACUGCAAUCGGACUCGCCACGAUAACUCUUCACGCCAAGCAGUAUGUGACAGAAGAUGGUGUUACACACAUUGACAUUGACCAGACAGCAACUGGCGGUAUCAAGGGUACAUCUGAGAACCGAGAACUCGACUGGCAAUUCCGGAAGCACUCGGACUACAUUUUUGGUGCGGUACAGGGAAGGUCACGCUUCAUUAAGCUGGAGGAUGUGGAAGAUGAAUUCCUUAAAUCUGGAUGGCUUGACGAGAUUAAGCAAGAUGUUGCUAUCCAGAAUUACGUCGAGAGCUUGGAUGCGGGUUGGAUAGCCAAUCAGAUCUGGGGAUUUGAAUUAAUUGAAGGAAGACGCCAUUAUGUUCGACAUGUAGUAGUUACGAAGGGCGACAAGCGGGAGCAGGCACGCUUGGUGUACGAUUAUGUCGAGGCUCAGGAUGAUACCCUUGAUAUUGCUUACUGAUUUGAAAGAUACGAGAAAUCGUCGGUUCUCGAUCUUCGGCAGUCUGUCUCAGAGUUCCAGAAUUCGCAUUCGCAUUAAGAGAAGCACCGUCAAUAGCGUCAUUUUGGAUAAAUGUCGAAAUAUAUUGGGAGUGCGAGAAACGAACCAUUAAUUUUGUCUUCUUA